CUGGGUGAAUGUAUUAAGUAAGGUCUUGAAUGAACGAAGGCUUGUGCUUCUAACUCUAAUUCUAAAGCUGAGUUCGAACUACCAACUUCUUUGGGCUGGGAUUCAAAACUGGAUUGAAUCGGGAUCACUCCGAGUGCUUAUGUUUGUGUGAGUGUGUGCAUUCGUUAAGGUUGUCAUGCCUGGUGCCCUUAAUGUACGUUGUAUAUGAUCGAAUGAGGGUGAAUUUCCGUCCGCUUCUCGCUAUCGCUCGACAAUUGAAUCACUUGUGAUCACUGAUCAGAUUGAGUGACAUUAGGACAUCCAUCAUGUGUUUCAACGUGGGCGUGGUGACCUGUGGUCCCAAUGAGGCUGUCAUCAUCUCGGGCGUGUUUCAUGGGGGCAACCCAUCCAUGAUUGUGGGAGGCCGUGCCAUCGUGAUUCCGUGCUUACAGAAAGUCCAGCGCAUUCCCCUCAACAUCAUGACCCUAAAAAUUGAAUCCCCGCGAGUGUACACUAGUCAAGGGGUGGCCAUCUCGGUCACGGGGGUGGCUCAGGUACAAAUUAACGGAACGAAUGAAAAAAUGUUGAAAACUGCAGCGGAAAUCUUCGGCUCCAAAACCGCCGAGGAGAUUCUCUUCGUGUCCAAAGAGACCUUAGAAGGUCAUCAGCGAGCCAUCAUGGGAAACAUGACCGUGGAAGAGAUCUAUCGAGAUCGAAAGACGUUUUCUGAACGAGUCUUUGCCGUGGCAUCCACAGAUUUCAUUCAAAUGGGCAUCAAGAUCGUGUCUUACACUAUCAAAGAUAUCACAGAUGAAGAGGGCUAUCUCUGGGCCUUGGGACAAGGACGAACGGCAGAAGUUCGACGUGAUGCCCGCAUAGGUGAGGCCGAAGCUCAAAAGGAAGCCACCAUGGCCGGAGCCAUGGCCAAAGAACAGAGUGUCCAAGCUAGAUUGUUGAAUGAUACGGAGAUUGCUCGGGCCAAGCGAGAUUAUGAACUCAAAAAAGCCACAUAUGAUGUUGAGGUGAACACUGCCGAAGCAGAGGCACAAUUGGCUUUUCAACUCCGGGCGGCCACAAUUAAUCAGCAAAUCAAAGAGCAAGACUUUCAAGUCAAAGUGGUCGAGAGGAUACAAGAGAUCGAGGUUGCUGAGCAAGAGAUUCAACGACAAGCCAAUGCCUUAGAUUCGCUUGUUAAGAAACCUGCCGAGGCCGAAAAAUAUCGACUGGAGAAAAUUGCCCAGGCCAAUCGACUCGUACGUGUUUUGGAGGCUGAAGCCGAGGCUGAAGCGGAAACCCUACGAGGAGAAGCCAAAGCAUUUGCAAUCGAAGCCCGAGCUAAAGCUGAAGCCGAAGAGAUGGCUAAGAAGGCAGAUGCUUGGAACGAAUAUGGGGAAGUGGCGAAAGUGCAUAUGAUUCUGGAGACCUUGCCCGUGAUUGCUCGUGACGUGGCCAAACCCUUAAGCAAGGUCAACAAGAUAACUAUGGUGACGGAUGGGCCAGGGGAAAUUGGUGCGUCCAAGAUAACGGGAGAAGUCCUCCAAAUUAUGCAGAAAAUGCCGGAAUUAGUGAAAGAUAUGACUGGGGUGGAUAUUACGAAACAAAUGGUGCCUGCUUAGGGAACACAUAUUUUUCCUCUAAUUCGUGUCAACGAGUGCCUUACACGUUUUUAUCUCAAAUAUGGUAAUCAAAAUACGAUCUUUUACAAUAUAUAGUACAGUAAAUCAA
Messenger RNA from Tigriopus californicus, 1704 nucleotides. Its product is annotated as flotillin-1-like. The record is from RefSeq and is a predicted model, not a curated record. Gene Ontology annotation, biological process: protein localization to plasma membrane; regulation of receptor internalization; protein kinase C signaling. The transcript is spliced from 5 exons. NCBI's taxonomy places the organism in Eukaryota, Metazoa, Arthropoda, Copepoda, Harpacticoida, Harpacticidae. Gene Ontology annotation, cellular component: plasma membrane. Bases 306 to 1595 code for a protein of 429 amino acids.